UCACCGCCUCCACUUCAUAUAAUCUCUCUCUCUCUCUCUCUCUCUCUCUCUACAACAAUUCCUCUCUCUCUAUACAUACACACACUCUCUUUCUCUCUCUAACUCCAUUGAUAAAAAGAAACACAGAGCAGUACUUUCGUGUUCUUCAAACUGGCGAUCGAUAACCAAGAAUCGAGUGUCCGAGAAAUCAAGCCCAAGAACAGGCGAAUCAUGGGAGCUGGAGGUCCUGUCGAUGAAGAUAACAGAUGGCCUCCUUGGUUGCAGCCUCUUCUCCAGCAGACAUUUUUCGUUCAGUGCAAAUCACAUUCCUAUUCACACAAGAGCGAAUGUAAUAUGUAUUGUUUGGACUGUAUGAACGGUCCUCUCUGUUCUCUCUGUCUCCAGCACCACAAGGACCACCGUGCCAUUCAGAUACGGAGGUCAUCGUACCAUGAUGUGAUUAGAGUGUCUGAGAUUCAAAAGUACCUGGACAUCGGUGCAGUGCAGACCUAUGUUAUCAACAGUGCAAAGGUUGUGUUUUUGAAUGAGAGGCCACAGCCAAGGCCUGGCAAAGGUGUCACCAACACAUGUGAAGUCUGCGAGCGGAGCCUCCUCGACUCCUUCCGUUUCUGCUCUCUUGGUUGCAAGAUUGUGGGAACAUCCGGUAAUUUCCAGCCACGGUUGCCGGAGAAAAAGCGGUCACGGAUAGCAGCAUUAGCAGCAUCGGACUCGGAUGGAUCAUACGGUAGCAGCAGCCGCCGCCUCCGCCUGCAGGAGGGCAAUGACCACCACAACAAAGUCCAGAGCUUCAGUCCGUCAACACCACCUCCAACUGUGGUUAAUAACAGAACGGCCAAGAGAAGAAAGGGUAUUCCCCACAGAGCCCCAAUGGGGGGAGGAUUCAUCAUAGAAUAUUAGCCCCACUACUUCUGCUUAAUGACGCUUGUGCCCCACAUAUACAAACUGAUAUUAUAGUGAUCCCCACCCCUAGUCCCCUUUCAAAGAAUAGCGCUGGAAAUAACCCUAGUUUAUAUCUUUAUCUGUCUCUAUCUUUAUCGUAUAUACAAAGGGCUAGAGUGAAAUUAAUAUAAUGUGGAAGGACUAAUAGUUGAAGGCAGUGUUUGGGUUUUAGAAUAUACAAAGCAUAGCAAUGUUUAUGUUAAGUUUUCCUCUUCUACUGGUGGGUGGAAAUGUAAAUAUGCUUUUGUACUAUGUUUGUUAUCUUUGGUAUGGGAUGGCAAUGUUCUACUCCUUUGUCUA
Messenger RNA from Cornus florida, 1239 nucleotides. Its product is annotated as protein RGF1 INDUCIBLE TRANSCRIPTION FACTOR 1-like. Lineage: Eukaryota; Viridiplantae; Streptophyta; Magnoliopsida; Cornales; Cornaceae. Bases 211 to 897 code for a protein of 228 amino acids. The transcript has 4 exons. The record is from RefSeq and is a predicted model, not a curated record.